ACAGGCCCUAGGCGCCAGGGCCCCGGCGUUGGCAGUUGGCGACCCCCCUCGGGUCCCCCUCAUGGGCUCCUGGCCUGCGAGUGUUUUCCAUAUUUGCUCAGCCAGGCCUCAGCAGACCAGGCGGGCCCAGCUCCUCAGCCCAAGCGCAGCUACCAUCAGCUCAGCGGGAACAUGGGGCGCAAGUCGGGCCCCGGAGUACCGGAGCGCGCGGAGGAGGAGGAGGAGGCGGCGCGGACCUGCUGCGGCUGCCGCUUCCCGCUGCUACUCGCGCUGCUGCAGCUAGCGCUGGGCAUUGCGGUGACCGUGCUGGGCUUCCUCAUGGCGAGCAUCAGCCCCUCCCUGCUAGUCAGAGACACUCCGUUCUGGGCUGGGAUCAUUGUCUGCGUGGUGGCCUACCUCGGACUGUUAAUGCUCUGGGUCUCAUAUCAAGCGGACGAGAGAACAUGUGUCCAGUUUUCUAUGAAAGUCUUCUACUUCCUGUUGAGCGCCCUGGGGCUGAUGGCCUGCGUGCUGGCUGUGGCGUUUGCUGCCCACCACUAUUCCCUGCUCGCACAGUUCACCUGCAAGACCUCCCUUGAUUCCUGCCAGUGCAAACUGCCUUCCUCUGAGCCUCUCAGCAGGACCUUUGUUUACAGGGAUGUGGCUGACUGCACCAGUAUCGCUGGCACUUUCAAGUUGUUCUUAAUCAUCCAGAUGGUUCUAAACCUGCUCUGUGGCCUUGUGUGCCUGUUGGCUUGCUUUGUGAUGUGGAAACACAGGUACCAGGUCUUCUAUGUGGGUGUUGGGCUGCGCUCUCUGAUGGCCGCUGAUGGCCAGCAACAAAAGGCCUGACAGCUCGGCUCACAGGGAGAGGCCGAAACAGCACACUGACUAGCCAAAGUGAAAAGCCACAAUUUUUUAAAGGUAAACGUUUGACAGCAAAUGCUCACUUAUUCUCUAAAUGAAUAUUUUUAGAUUUUUUUCUUCAAAAAAAAAAAAAAAACUCUUUUGGAUCUUUAUUAUACUUUUUAAACAUUUCUUGUGAGGACAGAGUGGAGAGAUGGCCCCCGAGUG
This is a messenger RNA of Acomys russatus (golden spiny mouse), 1053 nucleotides long. It is a transcript of the gene Sspn, whose product is annotated as sarcospan. Gene Ontology annotation, cellular component: dystrophin-associated glycoprotein complex; sarcolemma. The record is from RefSeq and is a predicted model, not a curated record. Lineage: Eukaryota; Metazoa; Chordata; Mammalia; Rodentia; Muridae. Bases 172 to 831 code for a protein of 219 amino acids. The transcript is spliced from 3 exons.